AUGCCGCGCCACCAGCGUUUAUUUGACGGUGCAGACGAUUCAGACGCAUCGUUCUCGCCCGAGGAUGACACAGUCUUUGACGUGAACGAAGAUGAAGUGUCUGACGCAGAGACCGACAUCACCGACUUCUUCACAUGGCGCCUAGACCUGAAGACUGGCAAGGAUGAUAGGAAGAUGAAGGGCAUCAAAACAAGCAGCGCACUGGGCACAACAUGGAAGGUCUUCCGACUUGUAUAUGAGAGGGCGGUCCUUCGAAAGCUGGCAAAGGAUCAUGACCUGAGCACAAAGAAGAGGGAGAACCGCUGUAUGACGAUUGAUGACCUCAAGGAGCAAAUUGAAAUAACGGUGAGUACGACGAGAAAGUCGUUUGAUCUCGGAGAGCUCCGAAUUCUUGCGGUUUUAUUCCUUCUCCUGCUUGCUCCUGCUGGUGCUCGUCCCCUGGCUAUCUUGCGGCUCCGGUUUAGAGACAUUCGAGUUGUAUUGGCAAGAGACCCCGAAGGAGGACCCCACAAACUUCUUAUCCAGUUCACGCCGGAGUUUACCAAGACGUACCUCGGUACCAAGGACGCCAAGACAUUUACCGUCCCCGAGACAAUGUUUGAUCCAACCUUACUUCUUAGCCCCCAUGCCUUCCUCUUGGGCAUCUUGUUCCGGCAUCAAGCCUUUCGGGCAUCUAACCUCGUCUCAGCUGCGCAGCUGGACAACUUGGACAUCCACCCUGACGAGCGGGAGUUGCGUUUGCCACUCCGAGAUGACUUGGAUGACGUACCCUUGUUCCGCCGUGCCGUCAAAACCGCUACCGGCUUCGAUAUGUCACUGACAGAACCCAUCACGUAUGGCAUGAUGGCGGCAUGGAUUAAGAGAAUUGGAGAAAUAUUAGGCCGACUGUAUACUACCAUCUGCUAUAGCCUGCGCUACAACGCUGGCAACGAGCUCGACGGAAGCCCCUAUGCUAGCGAUGCUAUCCGCAACUUAGCGCUCGACCACGACAGUUCAGUUCCGUUCCAGAAGCAUUACCUCGGACGCCAACUACGCCUAGAUACCUGGGCGAUCAUCCGGGGCCAGAGACCGCAACAGGCGCUGCUGAAGCAGGCUUGUAGCAUCGGGCAUGCGAACAGCAAGCGGCGGCCGACCGAUUUGACGGCAGAGCAAGCUGCAUCUGUCAAUACAUACGCUUGCAUCAGGAAGCUAACGGAACAGGUCCGACGACUGCCACCUGGAUCGAAGAAACGCCAGGACGCCGUUCGAACGCUAAGGAAUGAGAAGCAGAGGCAAAAGAGGGAGUUAUUACAACGAAUCAAAGACGCCUGGACCGAUGAGCAGGCUGUGGAUGAUAUCCAAUCCCAACUCCAGGGCCGCGGGUUCUCCAAACCCAUGGCCGUAGAUGCAACCUGUCCCCCUCAGCGUCCAGCACAGAAGCGCCUAGUUGAAGCGCUGACCGCCCCAGUCGAUAACACUCUCGAGGGAUAUUAUAGACGCAGGGACAACCUCAUCGACGCCAUCGUCGCUUACUGCAGCGUGGUAGAAGGCCGUACCGCACGUCGAACCAACGUCUCGGCAGCGAAGGAGCCGCUGUCCAGUUCUCAUUGUGGCCCAUCGGAAGAUAGCCCUGUGGGUAUCGCCGUACUCUCUGUAUUCGUCAAAAACGAGAAGGAGAGGCCGAGGAGAUGUUUUCUGUGCAUCGGUGCUGCACUCUCUCUUGAACCAAACGACCCUCGUGUGAGCGAGCUCACCCAUGAGUUUUACACUUCCAGUGACCUGUCGAAGCACUUCCGCCGAAGGCAUCUUGAUCAGCUGCCUGAUAAUACUCCCUCUCGGUGUGAGGUUUGUGACCUAGACCUACAGCAUAAGAUGCAUGUACAGAACCAUGCCAUGAGGGUUCAUGGUACGGUAUCCUAA
This is a messenger RNA of Ilyonectria robusta, 1899 nucleotides long. RefSeq lists its product as uncharacterized. The coding region runs from base 1 to 1899 and encodes 632 amino acids. The record is from RefSeq and is a predicted model, not a curated record. The transcript has 6 exons. Lineage: Eukaryota; Fungi; Ascomycota; Sordariomycetes; Hypocreales; Nectriaceae.